AUGUAUUAUGGUAAAGCUAACCCAGAUCAUGAGAUGUAUGCCCAAGAUAUGCCACAGUACAGCUAUGCGUCGAGGCUCUAUGAUUCCGACCAUGCUGAUGAUCAUCAUGACAACAUUCCAACCACAACUAUAGGGAUGGUUAGGAGGCCCAGAAGCAAUACUCCUAGUAAAUUGGAUCUCGAAGAACAGGAACUAUACAAGGAGCGACUUGCAUGCAGACAUCAGAAGCUCCGAGCCAAAGCUAGAGCCGAUUCGGGUGGCAAACGCUACUGCUUCGGCAGGCUCGACAAGAAUGGCUAUCGGAGCUGCUUGCUUAUAAGUUGCACUUCCAUUGUGGCUACUGUGGCGCUCCUACUUACAUUCUUCUUUGGUCCUAGAUUGGCUCAAGGACUAUUGGACGAUGGUAUGGUAAGCGUGGAGUCAGUCGCCAUCAACGGGACUAAUAUUACAACUUGUGCUGGAUCAACCGUUAGUGCGUGUCUGGGUGUCACCAUAGUGUUCAGUGUUGAUAACCCGACACUCCUCGAGGUGAAGUUGGAUGAAUUCACCGUCAAUCUGUACUAUGACGAGGCAAGAUUCGCGUCUAUAAGGAUACCAGUUAUGUCUCUUGGUAGUGGCCACACCACCAUCAACGAGACGGUGUUCAUAGUGGUUACAAACAAGACGGCAUUCACCAGGUUCGGCUCGGCUAUCAUCACUGAGCCAUCCUCUGUCGUUGCAGUUAGAGCAUCUGAUAUCGGUGGUAGGAGUUGGUGGGUACCUUUGGCCGGUUUGGAACUCAAGAGAGAUAUCCAAAUCGAUGGCUUCAACAACUUCCGUGACAAUCAGCCGCGGAUCUUCGAUAUGCAAUUCGUACCAGCACAAAGCACUAUAGAGCAAGCGGUCUACCUCAGCAAAUUCAAAUUCUUCAACCCAACCAACUUCACUAUAUGGGAUAUGGGCAGGCUUCUUGCUUCAUUAAACUCGAAUGACGAGGAGGUUGGUGCAAUAUUGUCUGUCGGCUCUCUUGGCAUCAAGCUCAGAAAAAACACUGAGUUCGCGGCCGCGACUUGGUUUACCCUCGGUGGAGCUACCGCUCAGUUUCCAAAGGCUCUUGCCAAGAACCUGGAAGACGGCAAAGAUAUGACCGUCACCCUCAAGGGAUUCGGAAGCACGAACCCAGUCUGGGCGGACAUGAUGCAGUCUAUUAAUGUUCCCAUGUUGAUAGCUGCUCGUUGA
This is a messenger RNA of Perkinsus marinus ATCC 50983, 1218 nucleotides long. RefSeq lists its product as hypothetical. Lineage: Eukaryota; Perkinsozoa; Perkinsida; Perkinsidae. The transcript has a single exon. The record is from RefSeq and is a predicted model, not a curated record. The coding region runs from base 1 to 1218 and encodes 405 amino acids.